This is a messenger RNA of Dovyalis caffra, 420 nucleotides long. The record is from the annotation of a GenBank genome assembly. Lineage: Eukaryota; Viridiplantae; Streptophyta; Magnoliopsida; Malpighiales; Salicaceae.
AUGGCAAGAAAGAGAGCGCCCCGGAACUGGUUUGACAAAGUUGGGAGAAAAUUUAUCCGAUCAUCUCAUAGAAACAUUAUUCUCAAUUCCAAUGCCUGCUCAAGUCCCAGUGAUGAAAAAGACAGUGAGAUUGCAGAAGCAGCUGGUUAUGAGGUCUUACAUAGCACAGCUUCACCACCUUCAAAGAGAGCACUCACCAUAGAAGAUAUAGCAGCAAUCACAAUUCAAGCAAAUUUCAGGGGUCACCUUGCAAGACGGGCGUUUCGAGCACUCCAGAGCCUGGUGAAAUUGCAAGCAUUAGUUCGGGGUGUGCAUGUAAGGAAACAAUCUCGCAUAGCAUUACAAUGCAUGCACGCACUCGUCCGGUUGCAAGUCAAGGUUCGAGCAAGGCAGCUUCUCAGCCAGUGCAGUGACAACUGA